ACAUCUAUUUAUGCAUUCCGGCUUCAAGUGUCAUUCGUUAGUUUUAUCACAUUUGAAUUGGAAAUUAAUAUAGAUUAGUUUAGAACCAGAGAGACUCCAGCGAUGCCGUUAAAGAAAUCAGUGGAUGUGUUCUGUCGCCGGGAGGAGCAGCGUCGCAAUUUGGCCGAAUUGCGUAUUGCCUAUGGUAACGCCCUAUCCGAUUCGAAUCUGGGUCGGAUACGACCGCGAUCGGUCACCAAUGUGCCAAAAGAUUGCUGCAGCUAUCAACCUAUUGGACAGUUUGCCAACUCGUAUAGCUGGCAGCUAUCCAAUACGUGUUCCGGCAAACUGAUGCAAAAGGUGACUGCUGCGUGCCCAACGCAUCUACCCGAUAAGCAUGGGACGGUAGCGAAAGAUUCAACGACUCUAAGGCGCUACGAUGCUCUGCAGAGACGGGCCCGACUUCAUACCACAUUCAUAAAACAUCUAGAUCAAGUGAAAUUCGGCAAGUCGGAUGAUCCUACAAAGUCUUCGAUUUUGAAAUUAUCUAAAUUUGCUGUACUUGAAUAAAUACUAUACAGGGCAGUUUCAGAAAUAUAAGCCAACCGAAAACCAACCAGGAUCCCAUAAAUUUUCGGUUGGUUUACAUUGCUGGAACAGCCCUGAAAGAAAAUAUA
Drosophila innubila is the source of this 656-nucleotide messenger RNA. RefSeq lists its product as uncharacterized. Lineage: Eukaryota; Metazoa; Arthropoda; Insecta; Diptera; Drosophilidae. The record is from RefSeq and is a predicted model, not a curated record. The transcript has 2 exons. Bases 103 to 549 code for a protein of 148 amino acids.